AUGUAUUUUCAUCAACAGGUACCAGAAGAAGUUGCUUUCUAUCGAUUAUUUCCAUACCUUGAUUUUCACCUGUUGAUCAAAGUUAUUCCACAUGUUUGUUCAUCAUGGCGAAGAUUAGUCAUUGAAAAAUUAGAAACUCUACAUUUCUAUCCGAAUGUCCAGCUCCUAUCUGAAGAAGAACAACCAAAUGUCAUGACAGAAACUAAUGUUCAAACAAAUCUAUUGCCAUUUGUUCGAUACACGAUCAAGUUUGUCCAAUCGAAUCGAAUGACAAUCAAAUAUUUAUUCAUCAAUGGUCAAAUUGAAGAUAUUAUUUGCAGAAAACAGUUUCGUCUAUUCGGAAACUUGAAUCCACUGGCAAGGAAUGAGAAAGUUUUCAUUCCAAAUAGAGCACAGAGAGAAUCAAUUGAAUUUUUCACAAGACUGCAGAGUUUGAAAGGUGGUUACAUUCCAAAUAGUUUAACUGAGCCAGCUCUUCGAAGAUUUACACUUAACUUGUUUAAUAAUGGAACAUCUCCAUAUGGAGAACAGUUAUGGGAAAGUAUGGAUGUUGAAACCAUGGGAGAGUUGGUUAAAAUUUGUAAAGAUACUGAGCUUGUUUCACUUUCAAAUGUAAUUGGGGAUUCUAGUGGGGAUUUAUUGAGAGAUAUUUUGAUGAAAUCAAAAAUUGCAGUCAUUGACAAUACUAGAUUGCCUCGGUACGGUUCUGGACAUUUCGAAUAUUUGUACUUUUCAGAGAAUUUCUACUUUUAUGACAAGCAAGAGUUUGAAUAUAAUGAAUCACGUAAUAAUUUACUGGUUUGUAAAAGUAAUAGAAGAGAUUUUGGGUUAUUAGCUAAAGAAGUGUUCAAUGAGAAGAGUAGGGUGGUAGAUUAUAAUAUAACAACUGAAUUCCUUGAAAGACAUCUUACGGAACAGGAUAUUCGAAAUGCGCUCGAAAAGCUUUGUAAAAAUCUUGCCAAUAAUCCACAAUUGAGAAGAUUAACAUUGGGAUUGGAAUUUUUCAAAUCAAACUUAAUGCAAAAUAUUCCAUUUGAUUAUGGAGGCGUUGGAGGAAUGAUUGAGGAAUUGUAUAUAAGGAUUAUUGGAGAUACUUUUUCGAAAAUUAGAUUGGGUUCUUUCGUUUCUGGAUUUGUUAAUGUGAAACAUUUGGUAUUGGAAGAUGUCAAGUCGAAGGAUUGUCAUCUUGUAAGAGAAUCCAUUUCAGGAAUGAUUCAUCUGGAAACCUUUAGAAUAUCUUUUUAUGAACAUCAAGGUUCUGAUGAUGAGGUGAAAUAUUUCGAGUUGAUUUCUGCUCUUUCAAGAAAUUACAAAAACCUUUCAAAAUUGUUAUUCACAUUCCCAUACAUGGAAUUUCUUGAAAAUGAAAGCUUGCUCAAGACAACACUUGAUGAACCAUUGAGAAUGUGCUGGGUCUCAUUGAAGAAAUUACCUAAUCUAUACAAUGAAACAAUUCUUCAACUGGAGAGAAUUCCAAAACUUGUUUUUCGUACUAAACCAAGAAUUUCAAAUGAUAAUUCUGCAUUGGCUCAAAUUGAUUACGACCAAGAUAUCGACAUUAUUAUAGAACAGAGAAAGGAAUUUAAACAAGCUCUGCAAGAAGCAGAGAUUUCUUGCCCUGGAUGUUUAAAGGUUUUUCCAAGACGGUUAAUAACUGGACAUUUGGCAACUUGUCACAAUCUACCUGAUCUGUGCAAGAAAAAUACCAAUCAGUUGAGAACUCUUUCUGUUUGUCCUUGUUGUAAGGAAGAAUAUCCAACCAAAGAAGUGGAAGAACAUUUACUGAACUGCACAGAGAAACAUUUGAAAUUUAAAUUAGAGGACACAACACUAAGAGAACCACUAUAUCAUGUUGGUUACUAUCCAUUGGAUUUUGUUGCCAACAGUCAAAUUACUAUUAACAAAGCUGUCAAGGUUGAUAAAUCUCCUCCUUACAAACUUCGCAGUAUUACUGUACUAUCUGGUGGUUCUCUCAUUUUCGAUAAUGCCAAUUUAACUUUGCAUGUAGAUUACAUUCGAGUUGAAAGUGGUGCUAGCUGGAUCAUGGGAAGUGCCACAUGUCCAAUUACUAACAAGAUUAUUUUGACAUUCUAUGGUUCUCGCACUACAGAAAGUGAAAUUGGUAUCGAUCCUUUUGAUAACGUUAACAUGGGUUCAAAGGGUAUUGGUUUCUUAUCUGGAUCCAAGGUUCAAAUCUUUGGUCAAGUUGACUCACCAACUUUUACUGAUCUUGCUGUAACUGCAAAGAAAGGUUCUAAUCAAAUCAAGUUGAGGGAAAGCGUAUCAUGGAGAGUUGGCGACUCUAUUGUUAUUGCCUCAUCAGAUUAUGGUGAAGUUUAUGAUUAUAGAUUAGUUAGCUCAUCAUUGGUCAAUUGGAAAAUUGGUAAUUACUUCCCUGAUCAAAACGAAGAACGUGUCAUUACUCAAGUUUUAGACGGUGGUAAAACCAUUGUAUUAGAUUCUCCACUCAAUUAUACUCACUACAGCAAUGGUGCUGAAAUUAGACCUGAAGUUGGUUUACUCUCCAGAAGAAUUAUCUUCCAAGGUGACAACUCAUCUGAUGUUUCACAAUUCGGUGGUCAUUUCAUGGUUCGUUUGGUUACUCAAUUUCAAGUUGAAGGAAUUGAAAUUAGAAAGUUUGGUCAAUAUGGCUUGAUGGGAAGAUAUUCAUUCCAUCUUCACCUCCUGGAAAAUACUGCACAAAACUCAACAUUUGGCACUCAAUACUAUAUUAGGGGAUGUUCUGUUCAUGAUUCAUUCCAGAGAUGUUAUGUGGUUCAUGAUACUAAUUAUUUCCUUCUUGAAGAUAAUGUCUGUUUCAAUGCUAUUGGUCAUGAAUACUUUUUGGAGGAUGGUUCUGAACUAGGUAAUGUGUUCAAGCAUAAUUUGGGAAUUCGUCCAAAACCUGUUUAUGAUUUGACGUAUCGUUUGAUUCCAUCUGAUAGUGAAGUUGCUGUUUUCUGGAUUACCAAUCCAAACAAUUCAUUCAUUGAUAAUCAUGCUGUUGGUGGAAAGCAUUGCUAUUGGUUUACGCCAACUUUCCCAACAGGUGCCAGUGCCUCAUUGUACGCCCCAGGUUCUAUCAAUCCAAGAACUGCUCCACCUAAACCAUUUUCAGGAAAUGUAGCUCACAGUGGACAUAAUGGACUAUUCAUGGAUGAUAUGGAAAAAGCUGAUGGCACAACUGAACAAGCUGGUUACUAUCCAUCUAUUGAGGCUCUCAUUGAUAAUUUCACAGCUUACAAGUUGAGAAAUUAUGGAAUUUGGGCUCGUUGUGGAAAUAUCGUUUUCAAAAACUUGUACUUGACUGAUAAUAUGAGACAGAUGAAUUCUCCACCUGGUACUUCAUACAUUACCGAUUCAAUCAUGAUUGGAGAAUCGGAUAAUAUUGGAGACUAUACUUUGAGACCAAAUGUUGAUAAGGGAAAUAGAACAAGACCAAAUUUAUAUGCCUCAACAACUGUGGUCAUUAAGGGUUAUGAAACUUAUGAUAACGGCGGUGCUGAAUUGUUGAGAAAUGUGACUUUUAGAAACUUUGUCACUGAUCAAUAUAGAAGAGCUGAUGGAUCGAUCACUGGUGUUGCUGCUGGUGCAUGGAUUAGUGGUAAUGAUGCAAUUCAAAACUUUGAAGGUUGUGAAAUUAGAUCAGAGUGGAACAACGCCUCUGUUUGUCCAUUUAUUGGUGAAUCCUACGUUCAAUUUAGAGCUUUGAAUUACAAUAUUACUAGUUCUGUAAUCAUCGAUCCAUAUGGUAUUUCCCAUCCAGAAUAUAUUUCCUACAAUACAAGAAUUCCAAGAAUGUACCUUACAGACCUCACUAGAAACAUCCAAACAAGUACUGCUGGUGGAAUGUCUUCUGGUGGAACUUUCUAUAUGCAAUCCAAUGUUCCAUCACGUGGUUUCUAUGCCAUGAAAUAUGCUUUUGAUCUUCCUCCUCCAAACCCAAUGAGUUUACAAAUGCAAUCUUCAGCUUCUGGCGAUUGGGUUGUCAUGGUCAUUCAAUAUCCAAAAGGUUCUAAAUUCUCUAUAACCUCUACAUCAGAUCCAAAGACUUUGAAAUUGUCCAAUUCAUUCCAAGACGUUGUCAAUUAUCCAACUGAAUAUUAUCAUAAUAUAAUAUUCAAUUCUACUACUGGUCACUUGUAUAUCAAAUUUGAAAAUACCUAUUCCAAAAAUAAUAAGAAGGAAUGGUAUGGAUUUGUUGAUUAUGGUUCAUGGAGUAACUCUAAAGAUAUUGUUAUCACUGCCACUUGUCCAAAUAAUUAUUGUGGAACUGCCAAUCCAAGUCUUCCAGAAAAUCCAAGAGAAACCUACAGAGUUUUCUUGAAGGAAGAUAGAUUUGUUGGUCGAUUGGAAAUGUGUCAACAAAAUUCCAUUACUCCACUAGCAUCUGGAUCGAGUAGUGCAGUUGGUACAGUUUUUGGUUUUCUCAAUUACAAUGACAAGAUGUUAGAUUUGAUUCUGCAUCAUAAUAUGAAUGACAAGGCAACUCUUGUUGAAGUGGGUGUUGGAUCCGUUGGUUCUGUUGAAAGAAUUAUUUCAUAUUCCUAUGUUCCAUCUCCAUAUUCUCAAAGUAGAUUUGGUUUACAAUUAUCUCAUGGUGAAUGGGUUGACUUGUUGAAAGGAAGAAUUUUUGUAAAGGUUUCAAGUUCUGAAAAUCCAAAGGGACAUUUGAGAGCCCAAUUGUAUUGUAGUGGAACUUGUAAUUUACCACCAUUUGUUAUUACUACUUCACCUUGUGUUGUAAAGAAUGAGUCAGAGGCCUUGUAUCUGUACAAUGAUGGAGAUCCUUCCAAGUCAACUGGAUUUACUGCACAAGUCUAUUCCAAUUCAGGUAGUGGUGAUUAUGUAGUUUCGAAUACAUCCUACUCUAUUAAUCCAGUAUGUGGAAGCUCAUCAUUCUACAUGAGUUUCAGAAGAGGUGGAUUACAAUUGUACAGAUACACUUCUUUUGCUGUUGAUACUUCCAUUUACAAGUAUUUCGAAUUCUUUGUGAGAGAAACUAAUAGCAGUGGCUCUUUUGAAUUGACAAUGAGCUUUGCUUCUUACAAUUCAAAUACCAAACAAUUUACAACAAUCAAAACUCUGACAACUAACAGCACCUAUACUCAAUUCUACAAGAUUGAUGAAACUCGUCUCACAAGAGUUAGAAUUCCACUCUCUGACUUGAGUUUUACAGGAGUUCAACAAUUCCAAAGAUUUUCCUUCUAUUUCUCUGGUACCAUCACUGCUACAAGUCCGUACAGAGAUUUGAUUGUGGAUAAUGUAAGAUUUAUUGGUGAUCAGGGACAAGAAGAAACCUCCAGAUUUAUCACAUCAGGUGAAAUUAAGAAAUGGGGCUCUGUUUCUACAUGUGGUGUUUCAGAAAGUCCAGACAAGGAUCCAAUUAAGGUUUCCUCAUUGUUCUUUGAUGUUGCCACAGAGACAAGACCUUCUGCAGAUCCAACUGUUGAACCUGAUACUACUGUUCAGCCAGGUGCCUCCAAUUCAGUGAGUGGAUUUUCAAGCCCACAAGUUCCAAGAGCUUCUAUUAUUUCACAUUCUCAUUCUUUGAAGAUGGUUGGUGUAUUGAUGAUUGCUUUGGUUGUUUCCACAUUAAACUUUGUUCUCUAA
Messenger RNA from Naegleria gruberi, 5613 nucleotides. RefSeq lists its product as uncharacterized. The coding region runs from base 1 to 5613 and encodes 1870 amino acids. The record is from RefSeq and is a predicted model, not a curated record. NCBI's taxonomy places the organism in Eukaryota, Heterolobosea, Eutetramitea, Acrasida, Naegleriidae. The transcript has 4 exons.